AUGCAUCGCUAUUCCUUCCCACAUAGUCCGGUCGCUAAUCCCGAGGCGAUCAUUGGUGCUAGCAAUUACCGUUUCACCGUUUUGACUGACGGCCUAAUUCGUUAUGAAUGGGCUGCAGACUGCCAAUUUGAGGAUCGCGCCUCAGUUCUUGCCAUUAACCGCCAGCUGCCCGUACCCGAAUUUCGCGUUAUAGAGGAUCAACACAGUCUUCAGAUUCUCACUUCCCGAUUCCACCUCAAUUAUGACAAACAAAGAUUUUCUGCAAAUGGUCUCAGCGCCGUCAUUAAGGGAAACUAUGGGCCUCAUGUCAGUGUCUGGCGUUAUGGAGUCGAAGUUUCAAAUCUCGGUGGCACGACCCGUACUCUGGAUGAGGCAGAUGGCCGAGUUGCGCUCGAGCAGGGUGUUAUUUCCAGACAGGGAUAUGCGACUCUGGAUGACUCAACUUCCAUGCUCUUUGAUGAUUACCAGUGGGUGACUACAAGAUUGCCUGGAAAUCGCGUGGAUGGCUAUCUUUUCGCGUACGGUCACGACUAUCGACAAGCCAUUCAGGCGUUUUAUCUUCUAUCAGGACCACAACCUCUGCUUCCCCGAUGGGCCCUGGGGAACUGGUGGAGUCGAUUUUAUCCUUACACAGCGGACGAAUAUCUAUCGCUGAUGGAUCGAUUCCGCGAGAGUAGGAUACCACUAUCAGUCGCCGUAUUGGAUAUGGAUUGGCAUAUCGUGCAAGAUGAACGCGUCAAGAAAGCCGGAGUGACAGGAUGGACUGGUUACACCUGGAAUAAAGACCUUUUCCCCAAUCCCAAGGCUUUUCUUGCGGAACUCCACGAUCGGGGCCUACAUAUUUCUCUAAAUGAUCAUCCAGCAGACGGUGUUCAGAGCUACGAAGAAUCCUAUGAGGAAAUGGCCAUCGCUCUGAAGCAUGACAUGUCCAUGGGUGACCCUAUCUCGUUCGACAUUACAAAUCAGGCCUUUUUGGAUGCUUUUUUUGAUGUGCUCCACCGGCGAUUCGAAAGGGAUGGACUGGAUCUUUGGUGGGUGGAUUGGCAGCAAGGAACACAUUCCCGUAUCCCCGGCAUUGAUCCACUUUGGGUACUCAAUCAUUACCACUUCUUGGACAGCGCUCUUGGAAACAAGAGGCCCUUGACAUUUUCGAGGUACGCAGGCCCAGGCAGUCACCGGUACCCUAUUGGGUUCUCGGGUGAUACCGUAGUAUCAUGGGAUUCUCUUCACUUCCAGCCAGAGUUCACCGCAACAGCGUCAAACAUUGGGUUUGGCUGGUGGAGCCAUGAUAUUGGAGGCCAUUUCCACGGUGAAAAGAAUGACGAGAUGCUCAUUCGAUGGGUACAAUACGGCGUAUUCUCCCCAAUCCUGCGUCUCCACUCGUCGAACAACAUUUUCAGCAUUAAGGAACCCUGGAAUCUUGACCCUCAAUAUGGGCAGAUCAUGGCAAAGUAUCUGCAACUUCGUCAUAGACUGCUUCCAUAUCUAUACACCAUGAAUGUUCGCGCUGCCGUGCAAGGGCUCCCUCUUGUUCAACCCAUGUAUUGGGGCUACCCCGAAAGCGAGGAGUCAUACAACGUACCAAAUCAGUACAUCUUUGGCUCAGAUCUCAUUGUGACACCAAUUACUGCUCCUCAAGAUCCUAGAUCUCGGAGAUCUCAGGUCCUCGCAUGGCUUCCUCCUGGUAGGCACGUGGAUAUUUUCACAGGUGUGGUCUACGAUGGAGAUCGUCGGAUUUGGCUAAAUCGACGCCUGCAAGAUUACCCAGUAUUCGCCCCCGAGGGAGCGAUCAUUCCACUUGAUGCGGCAUCAGGUCUCACAAAUGGCUGUCCAAAUUCUACCACGAUCGAGCUCCUGGUUGUUGUUGGGGCAGAUGGCAAUUUUGAACUUUUGGAAGACGAUGGCAAGGGUCAGCACGUGGAUCAAGUCAAUUUUCGCCGAACGAAAUUCUAUUUCGAUCAACAGGCUGGUGAGUUGCAUAUUGGACCUACAUGUGGUGGGAACAUACCUUCUGGUCUUCGCCAAUGGAAUGUUCGCUUCCUCGGAUACGCGUCAGCGGAAAGGAUAGAAGUUUGUGUCGGGGAUGAAAGACACAUCUUGAAUGGUCAGAAUGAGAGCAACGGCUUCUCACUGGAACUGGGAUCUCACCAAGAAAGUGCGCACAUCGUGGUAAAGUUGGAAAGUCAUCCCACUUUAAUGAUGAACCGGCCUGAGACUCAAAUUAUCGACUUUUUGCGCGGUGCUCAGAUCGAACUGGAUCUGAAGGACGAGAUUCGGAAGGUUGUCGAAAAGCCGAUAUCCAAGUUGCUGCAGAUUGGAGAUCUUCAUGCCCUUGGCCUCGACAGCAUAUUGUUGAAUCCAAUCCUUGAGUUUCUCUUAGCUGACUCUAGGUCUGCAUUCACCAAAGACAACCAGGAUAUCAGCAGCCCUUCGCAGCAAAAGCAAAAUGGUAUAAAGUGUCUCAAUAAGUCAGUCUGA
Messenger RNA from Penicillium pulvis, 2478 nucleotides. Its product is annotated as glycoside hydrolase family 31 protein. Gene Ontology annotation, biological process: carbohydrate metabolic process; N-glycan processing. The coding region runs from base 1 to 2478 and encodes 825 amino acids. The transcript has a single exon. The record is from RefSeq and is a predicted model, not a curated record. Gene Ontology annotation, molecular function: alpha-glucosidase activity. Lineage: Eukaryota; Fungi; Ascomycota; Eurotiomycetes; Eurotiales; Aspergillaceae.